AUGCCCGUCCCGAUGCGUCCUACGCGGCGUGUGCCGAGUCGCCGGCGCCAUGGCGACUCGAGUGACGAGGACUUGCCGCCUGCGGACUCCUCCAGUCGGCCGUCCGCUCCAGACAAUCACGUGAGAGUGGAGUGGUCAUCCAGCACGGAGGACGAGGAGGACGACAGCGACGAGGGCGUCCACGACCCCGCGAGCCGCACAGAUCUUUAUCCCGCGCGGACCCGCCAUAAGCUUCCAGCACUCGAUCAGCUCCGCAGCGACGUUGUUACCGCCCGAGACGCGGUCGCCUCACGGCGUCUGGCUGUUGCCAGACUCGCACAUGGGCAGUCGGGUGCUUCCGCACCGUCACGCCGCGCCGGGGGGGGGGGCCAGCAUCUUUCCAACUCCGACGCGGAGAACUACGCGCCUGGAGGGCAUCCCAGGCAGGCAGAGAGGUCGCCGCCCCCCCAGCAGCCGACUGCGCUGCACUGGCCGCAGAAGCCAUCGGGUGGGCGGCGGAGUGCAGACGCGCACUCCGAGUGGUCGGCGAGCCCGAUGGGGGAACUUUCUCGAGAGGUCUCUCCGGGUCACGUCUGCGGCCGCGGCGCGGACUCGGACUCUCUCCCAGGGAGAGGGGCUUUCGACACCGUCCGCUCGGUUCAGUUCGGCAGUGUGUCCUCUGUGGGCUCCAGCGGCGACUUCCGCGUCAUUGGAGACCAGCCGGUGCUGGUCACCAGUCCGAGUCGCCACUCGCUGAGAGGCGGCUGGGGGCCUUCCAGAGAUAUGCACCAGUAUGUUGUUCGGCGGGUGUCUGAGGAGCUCUGCACCGAGGAGUACGGGGAGGACAACAGUCGCCGCCUGACGUGCUGCGGGUGUAUGCCCCUCAUUUUCACCAGGAAUGGGUGGAAAAUGCUUUUUUCGGUCUUUUCGCAAGAAAACAACUUCGAUCUGCUGCUCCGGAACUACGUGCCCGAAGCCCCUUCGUCUCGGCAAUACACGUCGAGCCCCUCCAACAUUGAAGAUGCAGGUCCCCCAAGCAACACCAUGUACUCCGCCGGAAUGGCUCUGUCUCAACGUGGCGGGCGGCUGAUGCAGGUCGGUACCGUGGCCGCUCAGUACGCCGGCCGCGUCGAGCAGUUUUCCAAGGAGCCUACGCCGGCGGUCAAGCACAAGUCAGCUAUGUACCGGAUUCUCAAAGGGUAUCCGUUCGUCAGGUUCCGUUACCUGCCGCUCAACCACGCGUACGACUACGUGCUCAGUGAAGUUGUACCGGUGAAGCUCAUAUGGGCCGUCCUCUUUGCGUUGAUAUUCCAAGGUCUGCUGACGUUGUGUCAGGUGUGGGUUGCGCAGCAGAACCCGACUCUCCUGGUGGACGCAGUCAUCAGGGCGGGUGUUUGCUCGGCUUAUUUCCUGUUCGUGUUCAUUGUGUCUCUCUUCGCGCGCUUCCGGUCUCAGACAGAACUGGCGGUUACGGCUCUCUCCGCGUUCUUUUUUCUUUUCUGCUGCAUCUUCGAGUCGUGGCAAAUGAUCACAGCUCGUACACCUUCACCGGAUACACCGCUGACGGGACCCAGCGGCACGGUCAGCUCUCUGGAUCUCAUCCAGGAGUACAACAACUUGCUCGAGUUCCUUGUUGUUGUUCUUUUAACGGCUAGUUCAAUACGUACGAGUCUGCUAUUCUAUGUGCAUGCAGCUGCGAUUUUGAACGUCGUGUUCACAUGCGCAGUGAAAACGGCUGUAACUCCAGAUCCACUGCGUAGAAUAUCCGCCGUGACCGGGGAGUACUGCAUUUUCUGUAGUAUUUUCGUGCUUAUGUACAUGGGGUAUUACAGGGAAGUUAGCCACCGCAUGGCAUUCUAUAGCUGGUACUGUGCAAAGUACAAGGUGUCUCCAGUUGCCGGAGCUAGGCGGCUUGCCAGCAUGUCUACCAUGUGCCGGCAACGUGGAGGAACGUCCGUCGAGGACUGUUCACAUGGCAAGCUGUUGGGAUCCCCCGCAGCACUGUUGAAGACGAACGACUCGUGUGCGUGUGAUUGUAGCACGUUCGUCCGUAGUACAGCCAACGCCAACAACUUGGGCGUUGUCGCUGUGGAGUACGAGAGGUUUCCGGCCGCGCAGGAAUGGCUCCCAUUUGUCGCCCUGCGGAGGGUACGACACGUGCUGCUGAAGUGCGGCCGUCACAGCGCGCCGUAUACUGUGGCACCGAACGUUAGCCGUUUUGCACUUGGGCACGAAAAACUUCGCGUACCGCCAACGAGCUUUCUUCUCAAUGUCGAGGCGGACGAUGGAGGACAACAACUCCCGCAACGCGCCACGCGACAAAGCUUAGGCAACGGACAGCCAGCUACUGUGUCGUAG
Molecule: messenger RNA, 2337 nt
Organism: Besnoitia besnoiti
Lineage: Eukaryota; Apicomplexa; Conoidasida; Eucoccidiorida; Sarcocystidae
Exons: 7
Coding region: 1-2337 (778 amino acids)
Source: RefSeq, a predicted model, not a curated record